Messenger RNA from Nerophis lumbriciformis (worm pipefish), 2995 nucleotides. Its product is annotated as segment polarity protein dishevelled homolog DVL-3-like. Gene Ontology annotation, cellular component: cytosol. Gene Ontology annotation, biological process: canonical Wnt signaling pathway; intracellular signal transduction. Gene Ontology annotation, molecular function: frizzled binding. Lineage: Eukaryota; Metazoa; Chordata; Actinopteri; Syngnathiformes; Syngnathidae. The record is from RefSeq and is a predicted model, not a curated record.
CCCCGCUAGAUGGCGUCACUUCCAGCUCGCCUUCAGUGCUUCGGUGCAGUUUCGUGUGCAAGCAAACAUCCGAGCUUGCUAGCGAGCGAGAGAAGAUCAUCGAGUUUGUUUGUCUUUUAUUUGGCUAUCCUCGCCUUUUGUUCUGCUCUCCACUCCUCGGCGAAGUGAAAGCUGUCUCUGAAAGGAGGCGAGUAUCUGCGUGUGGCAAGUGUAGCGGUGGAAGAAGGAGGUUUUUAGGGGAGGGUUGAGCUGGCUAGCUGGCGCAGGCGAGCCAAGCGGGGCUAGGCAGCAGUAAGGACGGCCAGGGAGAGCCGGGAGCACCGCGGGGAACAACCGCCGCUAGCGCCACAGGGAGUCGGGGCCCGAGAGGGAGCCUGCCAGGCCCCCUCGGCUUGAUGCGCCCUGCCUCACUCCGAGAUGGGGGAGACCAAGAUCAUUUACCACCUGGACGAGCAGGAGACUCCCUAUCUGGUCAAAGUGUCCGUGCCGGCGGACAAAGUCACUUUGGCGGACUUCAAAAAUGUCCUGAAGAAGCCCAAUUACAAGUUCUUCUUCAAGUCUAUGGACGACGACUUCGGGGUGGUAAAAGAGGAAAUAUCGGACGACAACGCCAAGCUGCCCUGCUUUAAUGGACGUGUGGUGUCAUGGCUGGUGUCUGGAGACGGCGCCCAUGCAGAUGCUGGUUCUGCUGGCUCGGUGGGAGACUUGGAGGCAGCGCCCCCUUUGGAGAGGACGGGGGGCAUUGGAGACUCCCGACCACCUUCUUACCACGGGAAAGCAGCAAGCGCACGGAACAGUUUGGAUAACGACACCGAGACGGGCUCGGUGAUGUCGCAGAGAAGAGAGAGGGAGAAAGAGCGGCCCAGGCGGAAACACACCGACCACGGUGGAAAGCAGAAUGGGUUCUCCUCCCGGGUCGCGGCACGUGGCGUCGCAGAGUACGACAGCUCUUCUUUCAUGAGCAGCGAGCUGGAGUCCACUUCCUGCUUUGAUUCAGAGGACGACGACGCAACCAGCAGAUUUAGUAGCUCAACAGAACAGAGCUCCUCUCGCUUGAUGAGACGACACCGGCGCCGUCGGCGGAAACCCAAGGCCUCCAAUCUGGACCGGUCGUCGUCAUUCAGCAGCAUCACAGACUCCACCAUGUCUCUCAACAUAAUCACAGUUACGCUCAACAUGGAGAAGUACAACUUCUUGGGCAUCAGCAUCGUGGGCCAAAGUAACGAGAGAGGAGAUGGAGGGAUCUACAUUGGCUCCAUAAUGAAAGGCGGGGCGGUGGCUGCGGACGGACGCAUCGAGCCCGGAGACAUGCUGUUGCAGGUGAACGACAUCAACUUUGAAAACAUGAGCAACGAUGACGCAGUCCGAGUGCUGAGGGACAUUGUGCAUAAGCCGGGUCCCAUUACUCUGACUGUGGCCAAAUGCUGGGAUCCAAACCCACGGGGAUGCUUUGCUCUGCCAAGAAGUGAGCCAAUUCGACCCAUUGACCCUGCGGCGUGGGUGUCGCAUACCGCAGCAAUGACUGGGGUGUAUCCCGCUUACGGCAUGAGCCCCUCCAUGAGCACCGUCACCUCCACCAGCUCCUCCAUCAGCAGCUCCAUUCCGGAGACUGAGCGAUUCGAUGACUUCCACCUCUCCAUUCACACCGACAUGGCAACAGUUGCUAAGGCCAUGGCCUGCCCAGAGUCAGGCCUGGAAGUGCGAGACCGGAUGUGGCUCAAGAUCACCAUCGCAAACGCCUUUAUUGGUUCUGACGUGGUGGACUGGCUCUUCCACCACGUGGAAGGCUUCACAGAUCGCAGAGAAGCCCGUAAAUACGCCAGCAACUUGUUGAAGGCCGGCUACAUCCGACACACGGUCAACAAGAUCACCUUCUCUGAGCAGUGCUACUACGUAUUUGGAGACCUGUGUGGCAAUAUGACCCACCUGUCUCUCCAUGACCACGACGGUUCAAGUGGGGGCGCCUCUGAUCAAGACACCCUCCCCCCUCUGCCUCACCCCGGGGCAGCUCCGUGGCCGAUGCCCCUGCCCUACCAGUUCCCCAUCCCUCACCCGUACGACCUGCCGCAGCCUUUCCCCGGUGGGCCGGCUGCUGGCAGUGCAGGAAGCCAGCACAGCGAAAGCAGCGGCUCCAACUGCAGCAAGAACGAGGGACGGAAAUCUGGCGGCAGCGGCAGCGAAGCGGAGGUCAGGAGCCAGCGGGCUCCCAGCGAGCGCUCGGUGGCGCCCCCCAGCGAGCGCAGCGUCCGCAGCUCCUCCAGCCACCGCAGUGCCAACCCCCACUCCUUAGUCUACGGGCCAGGCCUGGUCUACGGGCCGCCCGGCAUGCCCCCGCAUCUGUCCACAGCCGCCCCCGGCGCCCCGCCCGGCCGGGAGGUCGCCUCGGCCCCCCCCGAGCUCACCGCCUCGCGCCAGUCCCUGCGGAUGGCCGUGGGCAACGCCGGCGAGUUCUUUGUUGACGUCAUGUGAUGAAGAGUAGCAAGAAUGAAGAUUCCAGCAGCCUCGAUCCCUAAAAGCAUGGACGCUUCUCUCCUUAGUCGCUGUGGCCAUACUUUCUUCAGUGAAGAAAACUCUUCCCUCACUCAAGAUGGAACCAAAGCGCCUCUGUCGGUUUCCGCCUCUCAGCGGGGAAGAGUUAGUGCUCGGACAAAGACCGAGCAGGGGAGGGAAUGGUGGAAACAGACAGACGGGGGGGAUGACUCAGCGCUUUUCUACGUGGAUGUUUUUUGUGUCUCUUUCCCUGCAGCCGGUCUUCCUUAUCCUGACAUUCUUUGCCAUGCGCCACCCGUCUACGGUCUUACCUCCAACAUGAACACUAACCUUUUUAAAAAAAAAGUCCUUUUAAGAGAAUUACAGACCUUCUUACUGUCCCAAUGCAUUCUUUUUUUUUUCCAAUCAUGUACGUGCUUCAACAGUCUUACCAUGUCUUUCACACUACUCUUUUAUCAAGGAAAUGCCUUUUAAUUUAUAAAUAUAGUUUUAUGACUUAACUUUA